UCACGCCCCCGGUGUCCCCAAGACAGGGCAGGGGCGGAGGCAAGGCAGGGCCAAGGUGGGGUGUGCGGCCACUCACCUGCUGCCGGUGGAACCCAUAAUUUAAAUCAUUAUGGCAGUCAUGAUAACUCCACUAGCUUACUGAGGAAGCAGCAGAGGAAGAGGGAAGAAGGAGGAGGAGGUGGAGGAGAAGAAGAAGAAGAAGAAGAAGAAGAAGAAGAAGAAGAAGAAGAAGAAGAAGAUUCUCAUUCUCUUCUCGUCAGAUUUGAAAAGUGUGCGGAGCCCAAAAUUUUCUUUGUUGUUUUUUUGGCAUAAAGAAAGGAUUUUCGGGAUUGAACUUGCGGAAGGGUGAGGUGGGGUUGGGCAUGGUUAUGGGGGUGGCUCCUCUUUAGUGAGGUGCUGGUCUGCCGGAGAAAAUGUUCUGCCGGAGGAGUGUCAGCACCAAAGAGAGAGGAUCUGUGCCGGUCUACCUCAAUGUGUACGAUCUGACCCCCAUCAAUGGCUACGCUUACUGGGUUGGCCUCGGGGUCUAUCACUCCGGCGUGCAAGUUCACGGGGUCGAGUAUGCCUUCGGAGCUCACGAGUACCCGACGACGGGGAUUUUCGAAGGGCAGCCAAAGCAAUGUGAUGGAUUCACAUUUAGGAAGACAAUCUUGAUCGGGAAGACUGAUCUGGGGCCCGCCCAGGUGAGGGCAGUGAUGGAGGAGCUAGCAGAAGAGUAUAGGGGUAAUGCAUACAAUCUCAUCACCAAGAACUGCAAUCAUUUCUGCAAUGAUGCCUGCAUUCGGCUCACCGGAAAUCAGAUCCCCAGCUGGGUCAAUCGGCUUGCUCGAAUCGGUUUUCUCUGCAACUGUGUGCUUCCAGCAACCUUAAAUUCCACGAAGAUCGGUCAUCACAGAGCAGAAGACAAGGCUCCAGAAGGAGAGAAGACAAAACUCACAAGCGCUACGACCAAGUUCACCCCAUCAAACUCUUCCUCUUCAUCCUCGUCCCCUUCGAGCAGUCGGGGCAGAAGCAGAACCAGGACCAGACGAACUCAACAGCCAUCCUCGCCCUUGAUCCUCAGUUCUCCUUCCACGUAAAAAAAUCAAAGCGUCUUCAUUGAAUCAAUUGAUUCAUCGAUAUUGUCUCGACAUUGAAACAGAAUAGCAAGCAAGCUGUUCCCCGGGAGGCAGCCCCGUUUUUCCUCUUUUUUUGGUCAUUCAUUCUUUUUGUUGUCAUCAAAUCUUCAACCUAGCACUUAAUUUGAUGGAAAGUGCAGCUCAUAUUUGUACAUCUCAAUUCGUUUCCUCACAUUGAUUACCUCUCUCUCA
Punica granatum (pomegranate) is the source of this 1310-nucleotide messenger RNA. Lineage: Eukaryota; Viridiplantae; Streptophyta; Magnoliopsida; Myrtales; Lythraceae. The record is from RefSeq and is a predicted model, not a curated record.